Messenger RNA from Bemisia tabaci, 16567 nucleotides. RefSeq lists its product as uncharacterized. Lineage: Eukaryota; Metazoa; Arthropoda; Insecta; Hemiptera; Aleyrodidae. Gene Ontology annotation, molecular function: chromatin binding; DNA binding. Gene Ontology annotation, cellular component: nucleus; chromocenter. The record is from RefSeq and is a predicted model, not a curated record.
UUCGUGAGCAGCAGAUAACGACGUUGCCCUUGCUUGCGUGUGCGUGCGCCUGUCCUUUCGAGUUCGGGUUCGAAACCUCCAAUAUCGCGCGUCCGCUCCUGUUGAAGAAAUUUCGGGUUCGAAAAUUUGAUUAUAGUCAUCGCCGACUUCCAUUCUUCAGUGAAAGCUUUUGUCGCCAAUUCUGUCGACGGUCCGUGUCAAGAAUUUCGCGUCAGUAGUUUCAUUAUUCUCAGUGAAUUUAUCGUAUUACUCCGAAAGUUUUCGUGUUUACGUUGUGUUUCUGAGCGAUGUAUGCCGUGUUUAUUAGGUACAUACAUAUUAUGUAUGUAAAAGUUUUAAUUGUUCGUCGCUCGGGUCUCCAUACUUGAUGGUUGACUCUUCCGUGCUACUUUUAAAUAGCGCUCGUUAUGCGGCUCGUUUUUUGUUUCCAAUAUAAUCUAGUGAAUCGCGAUUAUUGAAAUUUUUGAUUCAUUGUCAUUCAUGGCGACUCAUGAAGCUCCCUUGCAAGUUUCGUGUCCUCAAUCCGACGUUCGCUGCAAGUUAAAUCCCUCUCACAGAUAAUGUGUUUUUAAUUCAUGGUUGUCGCUUCAAAUGUGUGUUGUGGUGUUUUCAAGCCAUUGGAUCUUUUAAAGAAGUCAUGCAGUGCUUGUGGAAUGGCUCCAGCGCAUCCAGUGCAGGAUUUACUUCACACGCUUUUUCCGCAACUGCAGUUUACUCAGUGGCCGCAACCCAGCCCAAAAUUACGCUUGUCCUCUCGAUUAAGAGCACAAGAACGAUCAGCGGGAAAGCAGAAUUCAUGGAUUACUGUGUCUGAGACUUUUAACAAAGAAUACCAGAGUUCUCUGGUAUCUGUAAUGAGUUGUGGUUUUGAGGGUGUGACCACCAGUUCAUGGCAAAGUCUUAAGAUCUUAAAUCAGUUUUUUCAUGUCAUGGUUUCAACUUGUGUGGUAUGGCUCCAUUGCAUUCAAUGCAGCAAAUCACUGCCAAGGAACCGCAGCAGUCACAAUUGUCUCAACAACAGCAGCAGUCACCACAACAACAACAACAGCAGCAGUUGCCGCAACCUCCUCAGCAAUCUCUGGCACCCCUUCAGUCUUCCGCUUUUCAGCAACAGACUGCGCAGCUGAAUUCAUUUCCUCAGACACUUCAAAAUUUCAAGAAAAACUCUGUUUUUGUGAUGAGUAGUACUGAAAAUACCCAAAUUACUAGUUCUGUGAAUAAUUUUUCGCGUCAGGAAAUUCUACCCUCAGGUGAAUCGGCAGAAUCCAGCUGUAGCAGUUUAAGUUCAAUAGGUGAUGGAACAGAAUACAAUAAUGCAAAUGUUCCGAAUAACCGUACGUUCGUUGUGAAUUUUAACAAUAGCAAUAGUAGUAAUGUUAAAAGUAGUUCCGCAUUCGGUCAGAUCAAAAGUGCGAAUUCACCCCCGUACAGUGGCGUAAGUGUAGUGAAAGUGUCUGAACCAGUCGGUGGUGCUACCAGUAGGAUAACUCAACUCAAUUACAACAUUGUAACCAUAAAUGGAGUUCCAACUAUCUCUGUACCGCAUGGAUGGAAACGCCUAAAUGCAAAUGGAACAAUCAUCUAUGUUAGUCCCAGUAACACGGCGCUCAGUACAUUAGAACAAGUUAAAACCUAUCUUCAAACGCAAGGAACCUGUAAAUGUGGACUGGAGUGUCCAAUUAGAUGUGAUUUAGUUUUCAAUUUUGAUUCCAAGAUCUGUAGUCGGCCGGCUUCGUACAAAGUACUUCCGAGUAGCCUGUCGGAUUUGACAAAUUUGUGCAAUCACAAGAGGAAGUCUAUGUCCUCAUCAGCGUCCUCAUCCUCUAUGCAGGCUUACACUCUCCCGCUUCAACCUGGCGCACAACAACCAAAUUUCGAUGCUGCUGGUUUAAGGAGGAAGAAACGCCGCACAGGCGUUGGGUCUUUUGGUAGCGGAAAUGUCUCAGCUCAACUCUCUGCCGAUAGAGAAAGACUUACCAAAGAAAGCUCCAGCUCUCAUCAAAUGCAGGACUGGAAUGAAAGUGUAUUAGCUUCAGCUCAACUCAGUACUAAUAGUAUUAUUGGAAAUAAUUUAAAUCGGUUACCCAUUAACUACCAGCAAUCAAAUGCACCUGUGAUGAACCCCUCUCAACAAUAUAUUAGAUUUAAUUCACCAAGUCCUUCUGGUAUUAGGCCUGGCGAACAAUCAGCUAGUAAUCAGUUGAUAAUCAACGAAGACACAAACUCUAAUGCACCAUUCCAGAAUGCUGUUUACCAAUCGUUUUGUAGCACUAAUCCGACACCUAUCGGUGUGAAUGCUUGUGCACAGUCUUCAGCAUUACAAAGGAUAGCCAAUGAUUUUCCAAAUCAAGAGGGCUCAGGUUCAAGCCAAGUCGUUGAUUGUGCACAGAAUCAGCACCAUCCAGUGUCAGUAGGAGUAAAAUCUCCACUCUCCCAACAGCAAUUGCAACUGCUUCAUCAGCAACAACUUCAGCAGCAACAAUUACAACAGCAAUUACAACAACAACAGUUACAACAACACUUGCAGCAACAAUUACAACAUCAAAGUCAGCAACAACAAAUUCAAGAGCAAAAUCAGCAACAAAAAUUACAGCUUCAGCAAAUACAACAGCAACAACUUCUGCAACAAUUUCAGAUUCGUAAUAAUUAUCAGGCACUUCAACAGCGGCAAGUUGAAGAACUUGGCAGUAAAAAUGUGAACAAUACAUCAUCAGAAUCUUGCUCCAUUUCUCAAUCACCAAUUCAGCCUACUCAAUUGAAUCCAAACUUGGAGUCAAGUUCCAAACCCUUGGUGAUGAACACAGUUGAAACAUUAGCAAAAUCUCACCCUAAAAUUUGUAGUUCUGAAGACCCGAUGGCCAUCAAAAGUGAAUUAAGUUCAAGUCCAUCUGUUCUAAUAUCAAAUGAAAUUAAUCACUUGCCAAAUGUGGGAACUAGUCCUUUCCCAACAAACCAGUCGAAUCAGUUCCAGAAUUGUAAUCCCUCAUUAUUGCAGAGUCAACACAUUGUCAACACUCCUUUAAUAACGAAUAAUCAGCAGAUGAAUCAACAAAGUAUUUUGAUACCCAAUCAAAAUCAGACCGUUGCGCAGCAUAAUAUUGUCGAUCGCAGUUCAUGUCAACCACAAAUCAAUCAGAAUAACUCGCUACCCAUUCAAAAUCAACCAAGUAGUCAGCAUAAUUUAAUAUUACCGUCUCACAUGUAUCCGGCGAACCAACAAAGUAUAACUGUGAAUGCCCAAAAUCAGAUCCUAAAUCAACAAAAUGUAUUGGCUGUUAACACAAAUCAGUCUCUGAGUCAGCAAAAUUUAAUAGGAUUAAAUCAAUCCCAAGUUGGAUCUCAGCAGAAUUUAAUUUCUUCCAACCAAAAUCAUCAGAAUGUAAUACUAUCUAAUAAUCAAAAUCAGGCUCUUAGUCACCUUUCCUCGAAUAUCACAAGCCAAGAUCAGUUAUUAACUCAACAGAACUUAAUGUCUCUUAGUCAGAACCAAAAUUUGGUGAACGGUAAUAACACAACGCUACUUCAAAAUCACAACGUCUUGAGUUCGAAUAGUGCUUCAGGCUUUUCCUCUCAAAGUGGCAAUCAAGUAGACUUGGUGAAUAGUGAGAACAAUUUUAUCAGACAAAAUGCCAGUACUCUUCAGAAUCAGCAGCUGCUUGCUGCCAACCUGGUCCAGCAGCGUUUGAAUCAAACUCAAAUGAUGAACCAGCAUAGUUUCAAUGUGAAUAAUUUGUCCAGUGACCAAACAAGUCUGUUGCGGCAGAUUACGCAAAAUCCAUCCCAAAAUAUGGUGUCCUUGCAUAAUUCAGGAAGUCAAAUUCCGGCCACAAAAUUAGAUUUGCAAAGUCCUGGAAUGAGCUCACUAAUACAACAAGACUCGGCUUGUAGUACUGGUUCUCCCAUAAAUUCCCAAAUUUCAUUGAAUGAGUCAGUCCCCCACAGCACUCCGAACACUGCUACAAUCUACGCCAAUCAUCAAAUUCCAAACUCCCCUAUCAUGGUGCAAAACUCUGUUGGUUUAAGUAACGCUGCUGUGGCUAUUAAUUCAUCUAAUGAUUGUCAGUCUAUUGCUCCAAGUAAUAAUGUUGAUAAUCAACGAAGUACGCCUGAUGCUAAUAUGUUACAUACCAAUGAUUUGAGUCGCAGUUUAAGUAGUAACCCAAAUGUCAAUGCAGGCAAUACUAGUAGCAGUAACAUUUCUUUAUCUAAUAUUAAUGUAAUACAAAAUCAAGUGGGGUCAAAUCAAAAUCAAAUAACUUUAACUAAUCCCCUCGCCUUAUCCCAGCAGGUCAACGCAGUUGUAUCUUUGACCAAGAACUCGAAUCCCAAUGUAAUGCAAUUACAAAAUCAUAACAUGGAGCAAAAUAUCUCAUCUCAGCCAGGAAAUUCUGGCAUCAGGCAGCGGUCUAUUCCUCCAUGGCAGCAGAAUAGGAUCAAUGCUCUUAGUCAGCAACUUCAAGUACAGCCUUCGCCUUUAGAGGUAGCGCAACAGAGUGCCAAUCAGGUUCAAUGGAACGAUGAAAAUAUUACAUUCAAAAAAGCAACUCUAGUGAAACAUCCCACAAAAUCACCUCCAAAUCCGCAGAUAGCGAAAAAACCGAGGCCGGUCAUUGACAGUCAACAACAUCAAGCGAUGCCUCCCAAUAUAUCGGAUAGAUUUUCGCCUUCAACAUCAGCUGCACCAUCUUUCAUGGAUGAUCCAAGUGGUUACCUUGCACAGCAAACAGCGUUGUUGAAUAGCACAAUCUCGCGACAGACAGGACUCCUUAGUUUCAACUGUGAUACCCCAAAUAUGCAACUGACCAGUAACAGGAACGCAACAAAUCCAGGCUCUAAAAAUGCUGGGAGUUCUCAAGGCUCUGAUUCUACUUUCGUCAGUUUCCCAGACAGCAGUGUUAAUCUUUCAAAUCGCAAGUUCUUAGAAAGUCAGAAUAGUAAUCAAGUAGGCUGUGAUCGCAGUUCAACUGCAACAAAUGAACUGAGUCAACAACCAGUCACCUCAUCAUCUAUCCGGACAAGUGGUACCUUGAAUUCUCUACAGAACUCCUUGGAUCCUUGCUCCCCAGUACAAGGUGGCACAGUUAGCACCAGUAUUCAAUCUCCAAUUCAAUCAGAGCGUUGUGUAACUGAUGCAAACCCUGUUCUCCCUCUUGUGCCUAAUGUAGAAACCAAAGAUGCUAAAAAUGAAUCAGAUACUAAAGAAGAAAACUCUAGGCCUACUGGUAGUAGGUUACCUACCGUAGUCACAACUAUGGCAAGUGGUCAUACCGUCAGUAGCAACACGAUAACUUCUGUUCUUGCGGGUCGCACUAAUACUGCAACUGUUUCCAUUAAUGCCCCAGCAUCUAACUCUUCGCCUGUUAUUCCCUCCAUAAUCACAACAAACUUUACAACCACUAUGACUGCUACAUCUUGUCCUUCUGUGACAGCCGCUACCAAAUCUCCUCUUGAAAUGGUACAAAGUGUUGUUAGCAGUAUUCAAAUUCCUUCCUCUACAUCACAAAAUUCAAACUCUAAUGAGACAAAAAUGCAAACUCAACCAACUAGUCAUAUAUUAGUUUCAAGUAACGGUCAUUUUAUCGUUGCAAGCUCUAGCAAUCAGAAUUUACCUAAAGCCCAUCAGCCGUCAAAUCAAGUUCCUUCAAUAGUCUCUCAAGCUAACAGUUCGAUAACACAAGUUUUACCAUUAAAUGUGGGAUCACAACAGGUUCUAAACCAGCCCACCGUUUUGGUUAAUAACUUCUCGCCUCUACUGUUUCAGCAAGGGUUGAUCAAUGUUGAUGGAACAGUCAAUGCAGUACAGAUACCGCAGUUAACAGUAGCAACGAACAAUGUUCUGCAGGCAAAUCAAUUGAUUGAUGAAUGUAGAUCCAACAAUGGACAAUUCUCUCCGCGACAGCAUACUUUACUAUCCCCUGAUAGUUUGAACAAUAAAAGAAAGAAUCUAAACAAGAAAAGAAAAGUUGCUGCUCCUACUGUUGCAUCCAUGCUUCAGAUUGCGUCUCAACAAAACCCACCAGGUAGUCAAAUUGGUAACAUACCAGGUAGUAUGAUGACAGUUCAGCAAGCCCAACCACAGCCUAGUUUCUCCACUCAACAAACAGCACCCAUGCUUCAGACUCUUAUUCUUCCCAACAAAAAUGGUCAGUUCACAAAUGGGCAGCCUAUGAUUGCGACAGCCAAUGUAUUACAGCCUUUGAACCUAGUGCCUAACUUUCCAACAAUUCAACAGUUCAUUGUCCCUACCGCUCUUGGUGGUAUGGUAAUGACUGCGAGUGAUGGCACUGCGACUCUUCUACAAGAUGGUUUGCAUCUGAACGUUCUAACUCCUGUACAGAAUCAUACAGGUGCUGUAUUUAAUAACUCUCAAAACAUCUUGGCAGCAAGUCCUGCAGGCAUGGUGUUGAGGGCUCCUACCGUCCAAACUUCCUCUGGCAAACUCCAAAUCCAAACUACCCCUAAUGGGCAAUUAAUUGCGACUAAUUCUCCUAAUCAGUUCAUUGUAGGCGGAGGUUCCAACAAUGCUUUUGCUGGUCAGCUCAGCCCAAUUGUAGCCAGUGUAAGCCCUAGCCAUUCGUUUGCAUCGCCUAAUGGAAAUAAUUGUAACCAACGACAAGAGUUCAUUCAAUGUAUCACCUCUGGACCAAGAACACCUACUCUGAUGGUUCCUUGUUCCAUCACCCCUCAACAGUGCUCACCUCAAAACACAACCGUUGUUCAAAGAAACACUACCAUAGUUCAGCAACAAAUGACAAUGGUUUCAAAUAACAAUCAACAAAAUGUUUUAGAAAAUCAACAAAACCAGGCAUCAAAUUUGAAUCAGCAAAAUCUUCAAAUUUUACACAGUGAUCAAGGAAAAUCGAAUCAUGGAAAUCCUGUCAUUAUAACAACAGAUAAAAACAACUCAUCCUUCAUUUUAAGUCCCAAAACUGCAAGUGAUAAGAGCACUCAUUAUAUAAUCCAUCAAUCAAAUGUGAAUGACAAGCCAGGGGCAUCUCAAAGCCAACCCAGCUUCAUCAUUAGCAAUGCUGCUCCGGAUGAUGAUAAAUCAGUUUGUGGGAAUUUCCUUCUUAGCUCAACAUCAAGUCAUUCAGAUAAACUUUCGUCCCAAAAUAAGAUAAUUUUGAAUGCAGGAACUGGACAAAAUAACAUUAUCUUGGACCCCAAAAGACAGCAGCAAAAUAAUUUCUUGAAACAGUCGGUUUCAACGCAAACAGCAUCAACUAACACUAUCAACCAACAAAAUUCAUCAUCAAAUGUAUCAACAAAUUUAGUGGUUGCAACCAAUAACACAUUUUCUCAAACAUCCAGCACUCCAUUUUAUUCUGUGAGCCCUCCUGAUACAACGACGCAUAGCCCUAUUGACAGCAACACAGCUCCUAGUCCAGGAUCCACAUCAGGGAAACCAGAGACACCAUCCAGCUCUGUGAAUAUUGGCAGCCUUGAUGAAAAUAAUCUGUCUCCAACAUCAACAACUAUUCCUACCUCCUUGUCUGAUAGCAAAAAUUAUCAAACUCAACCAAUGGUGCACUAUGUUUCCUCCAGUAAUGAGCAAGAAAUCCCAUCUGACUGGUCUGAUAGCUCGGCUAAUAACCAAACUUGGACCGAGAACAAGUAUUUAAACAAUUUAAACACCCUUUUUCUGUCUGCUGCCCCAAGCUCCACAGCAUCCAGCCAAGAACAUAGGUUCAGCAGAGGUCUAGGUAGUGAGAAAAGCCCUAUCAACAGUGCACAUGUAGAGUCUUCUAGUUCCACUAGUCCCGUUCAAAGUUACGAUAGCAUCUCAUCCCACCAUUCAUCAAAGAAUAACACCCGUAAUUACAUGUUUGAAAGGAAAAUCACAAAUCUUCAGCAGAAUCCAUCUUCAAUGGAUCACCGAGUGUCCACAAUGACGGCUGAUGAAGGCAACAAUGAUUCAGAUGCAGACUCAACAUCAGAGUUGGAAGUUGAAGGAGAAACAAAACUUCUUGGGUUGUCGGAAGGAGAUUUGGUGUGGGGUGCUGCUCGUGGAUUUCCUUCGUGGCCCGGCAAAUUAGUUGGGCCUGCACCAACUCCAGGUCGAGUUUGGGUUCGAUGGUUUGGUGGACCUAACUCGGCUCAACUGUCUGAAGUUGAACCGAAAACCUUAAAAACACUCUCCGAAGGACUUGAAGCUCAUCAUCGCGCCUGUAAAAAGUUCAGAAAAAGUCGGAAACUGAACAGUCAAUUAGAAAAUGCUAUUCAGGAAGCAAUGGCCGAACUGGAUCGAAUGAGUGAAACUCCUGAGCAAGGUGCUCCUUUACCUCCUGUCAAUGCAACCCCGAGACGACACAGAUAGUACCAAGUCGAGUGUUGACUCAUACAGGGUUAAUUAGCACAUUUUGAACAGUAGCCCUUCUCAUCACCUCAUUUCAGAAAUUUAUUGCUUACUUCACCCAAUGAAUAUAAUGCGACUGUUCCAUCUCUUUUAUAUCACAAUACUACCUUUAGCCUUUCUUUUUAAUUGUUUGUAAAAUUACUUCGUUUCCUUUGCCUUAUCAAACUGCUGCUUGGUAUUGACAAAUUUUUGUGCACAGUUCCUACAUUUUUACUUUGUAUUGAUUCCAAUUUUCAAACAUUAUACAUCUGUAUCAUGCCAGCAUAAUUCAUAAACAUGCAUAUUAUCAUUAUCUAUUUUGUUGUUAUGGUAUCUGGUAAAGUUUAUCAUACUUGUUAGAACUCAUUGUCUAUUUCUACGUUCUACUUUGUUUUAUGGUUGGUAAAAUAACAUUACUGUAUAAAUGAUAGCUAGUACCGCAUUCAUGAGUUCCCUUAAUUGCUAAUAAUAUAUUGAAGUCUCCUUGGGAGGGUGCUGAGCAUCCUCAGUUAAUUAUAGCUUUUCUCAAUUGGUAACAAUUGAAUGAUGUAAGUAUCGUUCUUUCUGUGCUUUGUCAGUGGUUUCUACCGUGACAGUAGAUCACAAGUGACUCACAGCAACUCACAAGUUUGAUUUAUUGUUAUAAAUGUAGUCUCGUUUUUCUUCGGAGUGACAUAAUUUUCUUUUGUGCAAGAUGUGUGGGAAGCAAUCAUCAUGAAUAUUGGUACCUUACGGCAGUGUUUUCGAUUGAAUAUUGGUACUAUUAAUUUGGGUUUUAAGCCACCAAUAUAAAUAUCAAACCGCCAUAAUGGAUUUUUAAUCAUCUCCUCUGCUUCCAACCGCUCACAAGAUAUCUUGAAUCAAAAUUUAACUAGAACUAUUGGAUGAUCCAUCUACCUGGGAGUCUCACUAAAAAGUACAACAUCAGAAACAAUUAUAUACUCUUUACUUUCAAAGAAAUCGACAUUUGUGUAAACUGACACCAGUGGAGUUUAAGUAUAAUAAUGGAUGCUCAGUCAGUCUUCAGCCUCUCAAAAUUAACCAAUACAAUCAUCUGAUACGAUGAACAUUCUGGAAAUGAAAAUGAUCCAGCCAUGCAAUCGGUAACGGAAACAGUAAAGCUGUAUUGGUUGAGGUAAUUUAGAAAUGGGAUGCAGAAUGACGAUUGUUUUAGCUUUGAAAUUUGAAAAAGAAAAUUAUUAUUCCAACAAUAAAGAGUUGAAUCCUAAAUUUAUAUGUAUGCUAUUCGUAUAUUAAAUGGCUGUUUAUAAUUAAUUAUUGAUCAUUGUAUAUUGUAAAUUUUAUCUCCUUAUAAUGUACCUUAUGUCUCCCCUGUGUAAAAUCUGUAGGUAUUCAUGUUAAGAACCAAAUUUAGACUGAAUUAGUACUUGUAAUUUUUUUAUUAUUAUUAUUAUUAUUAUUAUUUUUUAAGUGUAAAGUAUUUUUAAAAGAAUGUUAUUAGUAUUUAUUUUAUUUAAACGUAUCCAUAAAAAAUUGUAUUGCUGUGAGGAAACAUUAAUGAUGUGAAGUUUUUAUCUCACACUUAGUGUUUCAUUCAGCUUGAACCCUGUUCCUUAAUUAUCUUAUUUAAGUAUCCAGACGUACUUUCUUUUUUUGAAUGUGUAAAUUAUUCUAUUUUGUGUCAUACAAGUAUCUACCAAUGUUUCUUUUGUACUCUAAGAUUUCGACACAGUAGAUAUUAUAAAUUAUGCAGAAUGAUUUAAAUUGCUUUAAGUCUUUCAGCUCCAAUCUUUUUUUAACAUGUGUAGAUGAAGAUUUUAGCUCCAAAAAGCAUCACAUCCAAAAGAUCGUAAUUUUUUAAUACCAGUUUACUGAUUUUGUAUUUAACUUUUGUCAUUGGAAUGGUUGUUAUUAGUCCUGAUAUCUGUUACUUUCAAUUAUUGUUUGAUUUAAUGAGUUGGUUGAAAUCUCAUUACACUUGAUCAUUUCAAUUAUCACGUUUUGAAUCUGCCUAGCAGUAAAAAGCGAAAAAAACAACAAUAUUAACUUAAGAUUGCUACCUCAGACAUUUUCCCUUCACAACCAAGUAUUAUCAUCUGAUGGAUAACACUUUAAUUAAAAUAUUGCAGAAGGCUAUUUAAAUACCUAGUGAUAUCCUAAAAUUUUCACAUAGACGAUGAAACAGCAAAAUUGCAUAUAUGGUUUGCAGUGUUUCAAAAUACGUAUCUACUUCUCUUUAAAUUUAACAGUGAACAAAGAGCCAAUGCGAUUGCUUGCAAUUUUCACAGAAUAUUCUUGACUUAUAAUGUAAGAAAAUCAUAAAAAUGUUCAAGAAAUGAAGUAAUCUCAUCUUUCUCUCAUUUAGAAAUUAAUUUAGAACAGGAAGUCUGUAAUGUCGCAAAUCAAGAUAUGUGUUUUUGGAGUUGAACCACUGAUAUGUCAUGAAACAAGGAUUUUCAAGGUAAAGUUAGUCUCUGGUUCAGUUUGUAAUUUAAAUUACACAAUGAGCUUUCAUGAUUUGACUGAGAACCUUAAUUGUAGACUGUCCAAGAUGGCAUCCAAGAGUAAAAAUCUAUCCUUCAAAGAUAUUCCGUUCUAUUUUUAAGCAAGGUUAAAUUUCCGUCAGUGUUUAAUGGUUGAACCAUUUAAUCGUUAAUUGUGUAAAAAUCUUUUGGGAAUAUAUUCAUUUUGAUGUCUAUCAUAGGUACCUCAUCAAUUUUGAAAUAACUUUUGGGUAAAUCAAAGGCCUUUUUCCCAGAAAUUCAAAAUCAAAAGAUUUUGUUCUAAGUUGCAAAAUAGUGAAUCUAGAAUGAGAAAUCAGCACUUGUGUGUAACCUUCUGAGUAUACAAUAUCUUAUUUAUUUUCUGUGCCAUAGCUCUAUACAUAUGUAUGUGCUUUAAAACUCUGUGGAUUUUACUUUUUUAAGCUCUCUUUUAAGUUCACUCAAAGAAGCUAUCACUGUUCUCACACUUGUUGCUUUUUAUUUUGAUCGUGCACUUGAUUGUAUUGGUAUUUUUCGUCAUUUUUUGACAAACAUUUUCUCUUACGUAAGUUUGUUGUUAAUGAUUCAUGAACAUGCCUUCUGAUUUCAAUAUUUGAGCAACUGGAUCCUAAAAGCAACCACAAAGAAAUCGACUCCUGCAUAAUCUUUGUAACAUCUUUACUUUUAGCUUGAAGUGAUAAUUUAGUUCAAGGACUACACAGAGAUUACCUCUGACUUACUUCUUGUCCUAUGCGCAAUGCGCAUCAUAUGAUCAGCUUUCCUCUUUUCUCUUUGUCCUAAAAUAUUAGUUUCGAUAUUGUAUCAUUGAAACAGAAGUAGCAGGUUUCACUAAAGGAUUUGUUACCACCAGAGCAAAUCUAGUUUCUCUCAAUAAUUUCCCCAUGUGGGAUAAAGAAGGAUCUUCACAAUACCUGUUUAUUUCAACAUAUCGUUAAGUAUAACUUUUCAGCAAUGCUCGCUCAGAUUUUUUUUUUCUAAAGAUUCAUGAACUUAAUAGCAUCUUGUCACGUAUCUAAUUUACUCACGUGGUGUGUUAUUUUAAACCCAAGAUUUAUUUCAUAACAAUACAACUUGCAAUUAAUUUCAGUUACUUAUUAAGUUUCUCUAACAGAGGAUCAUGUAUACUUCUCACAGCCUGUAGUCUAUGCCUUGAAAAGUGCCAGCUGAGAGACAGAGCCGUAGUCUGGCUUAGUACAUUGUAUGAGUGUCAAAUCUCAGAUUCAUUGUCUCAUUGAUAAAACCCAGGAUCGCCAGAACCAGUCAACCCUUAAAUAAUAGGCAGGAUGGCUCACCUGACUGUAACCCUCAGCUGCCAUUUUUUGUGGGAUAGACUAAAGCACAUAAUCCAAUUCGAGUCAUUUUUAAGAGUGCCAUUGGUCAAAAUUUCACACUAUUCUGACCUAAAAAGAAUAAAAGAAAAAGAAACAAAAUCUUUCGGGAGUUAUCUCUCUAUUUCAAUUUUAAACCUGUAAAUAAAAAGGAAAAAUCUCGCUUGCUUACCAAGUUUAAGACCCAGAUUAUUUCUUGAGCAACAAAAUCACCUUCUCCACUUGUAUGUGAGUUUUUACCUUUCACUCUGUUCCUUUGAUGUCUGAAGCAGUCUUGAUUUCAUUCCAACUAGCUGAAGCACUUUACGUCUGCCUCUGCUCGAAGUUCUUUCCUAUCUUUCUCUCUGUUUUAAAUUUAACAAAUAUUUCUAUUAUUUCCUCUACUUUUUUCUAAUUCUCUUACUUCUCUAACAUUACAAUCUCGAAAAUUCUAAAAAUUGAAUCAGAAAAAAAAUCCAGACGGAACAUUAAUUGCGAGUUAAUUGAUGUAAAAUCAAGCAGGGAAAUAAGUUUGCAAGUUGAUGUGAAGUGUAAAAAGGGCUAGAAAAACUUAUUAAUAAAUCAAAAGAUUUUAAUUUGAUGCAAGUAACAAUAAUUUUAGUUUUUCCGACUUAGUGAAAAACCAAAUGAAAUUAAGGCGGUGAAUAUGUUGAAUUUUUCUUCUCAUAUUCCCUUGUCAAAUUUAUCCAAAACUGAAAGACUUUUUAUCCUUGGGAGGGAAGUAUUUUUCUUUUCAGGGCUUUUAAGUCACAAUUCCUCCCUGCGCUAUCUUUUACAGUAUUGAAACGGUUAAUGUGGAUUGAUAAUAGUGCAUAAAAUUCUGAUUUCAAAACUUUGUUCAUUAAUGUCAUAUUGAAUUUUCAAAAACAUCACUGUUUCCCCCAUACCUGCUUUUCCUUUUCAUGAAACUUUUCAUUUAUACAUUUUUACUUUUUCUCUUCUUCUUCCUCCAAGCAGUUCAUGUGCACAGUACAUAUGUUCUGUCAGGUAUUCUUUGUUAAUCGACAUAAAAUGAUAUUCUCAACUUAUGUUGUUCUUAUCCUACUGUUCUUGGUUAUGUUUGUAAUAUUUCUAUUAAAAUUAUAAAUUUAUAAUUAAAUUUUGUUAGUUUUGGCUGUGUUUGAAUUUGUUUCUAUGUAAGUUGUGAAUGUAAUUAUCUUAAAUAACUCGACAACAAGAAGGAAUUGGUUUAAUCUUAUUUUUUUUUUUUUAUGAUAAAGACGAUCAAGGAUGUAUCCUAGUAAAUAUUUUUCUCCCUAUUUUUCAUGUGAACCAUGUUGGCCUCUUUAACACAGGAGAAGAUUUUACAACAAAUAAUAUCCAUGUAAUUAAUUUUUUUUCUUGCAAUUUCAAACAUAAAAUGAAAUCCGCAAUCCAAUUCUAACCACCAGCAAAGAGGAUUCCUGCCCUUGCUUUAAUGUUAAAUCUAAUUUUGCCCUUCCUCAUUUUUCAGGGUUAAUGUCAAGUCAAGUGUUAAGGCCUGUAAUGAAGUCCAUAGAUCUUCUAGGAACAAUGAAUAUUUGUAUCACAACUAUGAAGACUUUUUCCCUGUGUAAUUAACAGUUCGCAACCAUUGAUCUGAUAAUUUUUUCCCAAACAUUUCUCAAAAUUACAAGACAUUCUUUCCUAGCAUGUGUAAAUUCAUAGCUGUGACCAUCCACAGGAAAGAUGACCUUAGUCAAAUGAAGCAACGUUUAGAGAAUAGCAAUUUUUCUACUAUCUAGUAUUUCAAAGAAUAAGCUGAAAGUUCAUUUUUGUAUCAACACAGGUUGGUGAGUUAAACUUUAAUCCCAAAAUUUUGGGCCCCAAACUGAGCAGAAUAAAACCUUCAAUAGCUCAUUCGAGUAAUAAUGUUUUUUGACCUGUUAUAACUUCUUGAUUUGAUUUUACAUUUUAUGGGGUUGUUUGUGCCAAAAUUCAUACAACACCCCUCUUGACAGUUGUACCAAUAGCUGAAUUUUAAAUUUUUUGAUCCUGAGGUCCUUUGAUCCUCUGUCCUGUGAAUGGUCUCAAUUAUGGAGAUUUAGAAAAUAAAAUGUACUGAACUGCACACAGUUUUCAAGUAAGAUAGGCAAUCUAAAUUGAGGAGCUCCCUGGAAGAAGGGCCUAUAGUAUAAAAUUGCGUUUAGAAAAAUAUAUUUGAAGUUUUCCUAAUUACUUUCCUGGCCACUGGCGAUCACUCACAUUGAAGCUUAGACUCCACUUUCCAAUGUAAGUCACCGUCAGUGGCCAGGAAGUAAUAAUGAAAACUUCCAAUGUAUAUGUCCGAAAUGCGAUUCUUUGGUAAGGGCCUUUUUCCCGGGAAGCCCCUCAGUUGUGUUUUUCGUGUUUAUUUAACAAGACUUCCCCCCCCCCCUCUAACCAGGGAGCAAGUCUCCAAAAGCGUCAUGAUCGAUGUGCAAAUUAAAUGCAAUCAUGAUCGACACUUGCAUUUGAAAAUGUUCAAAAGAAAAAUAGACCCAUUCCUUUCCCACAGUUGGCCUCCCUAUUCUGUCCCAAAGCAAACCAAGGAAUUGGCAGUAUUCAAUACCCAGUAUUUAGAAUAUGCUCACUAUUUUUUUUUACCAAUUGUAUUCAUAGUCUUUAUUUCUUACCGUACAAGGUUUCCUUACCAAAAGGACCAAAAAGGACUACUGUUUAAUGUUCCAAGGAUACCUGUUCUUGUUCACUUACAUUGUAUUUUUGCUUUGUUAGCUGUUUAAUCUACCAAAUUCAAACAUUGUAAAGUUGAUUUUCGGAUUUCCAACUAUCAAUUUCAAUUUAUUUCUCAGCUUCAUGUAUGCAUCAGAAUCGAGAUGAUUCAGGAAAAGUAGGGAGUCUUCCUGAAGUCAAGAAAUUUCUUGAGUAUCUAGCGGUACGCUAACCCAAUAUAGUCCUCUUUUUUCAAAAUUAGAAAAUAUUACAUUUUACCUAUCUUCCAGAGUUUUAAAACCUUAGAUUGAUCUAUAUUUAUGAACUCAGUUUUUCUUUGUUUUGUCUCUUUUCACAUUUUUUCUCUAAUUGUUUACUCUUGAUCCAUAGAAUCUUAUUUUUGAUUGAUUUGCAUAUUUCCUUUAUAUUCUCUUGGUAAGAAUCGUAUAAUGGUCCACAUUUUCUGCUAUUUGAAAUGGCUGUUGGUAAAUCUUUACAUAGGCAUCAUCGUCAUAAAGAAUAAUCAUUGAUCUGACCGUUUUUAUUUUUUUAAUUUCCUAGGGUUUGCUGAAUAAUUUAUGCUGUAAGGAAAAUUAUCUAAAUACUCUAACCCAAAUCAAUUCUAAAAGGAAGGUAGAGGAUGAGGGAUGGAGCUUUUCCGAAAAAAAAAGACAAUUUUUAUAAGCCUAUCAAUUUUUUUAAACAUAAAGAGUCUCAUGAGAUUUUUUCAGUCCCAUUUAAUUUUACUCCGUACUUUAAUCAGAAUGAAUUCAGUUUGUCAGUUUUAGCGUUGAUGAGCUGAUUUACACACAUUUAAUACAGAACAAAUGUAUGAUAGGACUACUAAUGCUUGCUUGAACUGUAACCCUCACAGUUUGUAGAUGCAUGUCAAUUCAUCGCAAUAUAACCAAAAACUUAUUCGAUUCUCUCUGCAAACCCAUAAAGCCCUGAAAGUCUAAAACUUUUAAAAUGAAUUGUUUCAGUAUUUUUUAUCGGAACUGAAAGAGAAUGCUCUACCAAAUUUUAUUACCAUCAUCUUAUCCUAAAACCCAUCCUAAUAUUAUUGACUCUUUUUCAUUCUCUAUCCCUUCUUUAAGUAAUGGAACAUGUCUACUCUUUCCUGUAAUUUUUGCUUUGUUUCCUUUCAUUACUAUUAUGUAUCACCACCUUACCUGCAUUCAACUGUUUUGUAGCACGUUGCUCCACAAGUUUUAAGUAAGAUUUCCUUCUUUGACUCUGUUCUCAUCUUAAGAGAAAGCCAAGAAUAAGUCGAAGUUUCUUUCAGAAUUAUUAUGAUCGAUCCAGUUACUUCUCUUCUUUGCUAUCUUUUCUAGUUUUAUUCAAGAAAUGUAAAUCAACAUAAUGUUCUAAGCCAUGGGAAAAGCAAGAAAAUAAAUUAUUCUGUAGUUCAAAAUUUUUAAAAUCUUUUAGUACCUAGUGUUAAGAUACCAAUGAAGUAUGUAAUAAAAUUAGAAAUUUUUUUAAAUCCUGAAGUCACUCAGAUAGGUAAUCUGUUGUAUCCAGCCAUACAUCUACACGUACAUGGAGUUAGUCAGUGUAAUGUUUUUCCUACACUAUCCUGUAAUUUUUAUGAAAUGUUUGUAAGAUAUUUCAGAUAUUCUUUAAUUUUAUACGUAUAACAGCGUAGAGUAAAUAUAUUUCUAAGUAAUUGUAAUUAACAGUGAUGUAACUAAUUUUUUAUAAUUUGUUGUUUUUCUUUUUCUUUUCUUUUUAGUUUUUGUAUUAUGUAUUUAAAUCUAAAACACUUUUCCAUGUCUCAUUAAAAAUUUUAUAUAAUUUUCAACCAA